Messenger RNA from Microplitis demolitor, 1719 nucleotides. RefSeq lists its product as uncharacterized. The record is from RefSeq and is a predicted model, not a curated record. The transcript has 5 exons. The coding region runs from base 309 to 1022 and encodes 237 amino acids. NCBI's taxonomy places the organism in Eukaryota, Metazoa, Arthropoda, Insecta, Hymenoptera, Braconidae. Gene Ontology annotation, cellular component: trans-Golgi network.
ACACUACUAUAGUUUUUUUUUUUUUUUUUUUUUAUUCAAGUGGGAACUUUUUAUACUUGAAAUGAUACUUAUUUUGUCGAGUAUUUCAAAAAUAGAUUAACUAAGAUUUAUUGAGAGUAGUGACAUAUGUCAUAUAGAUAUUUACGAGUAUAAAAAUAUACAUCGACUUAACAGUUGCCUCUUAUUUAUGUGAUAGUCUUGAUUUUGAUUGAUCAUGUUGUGAUAUAUGUAGAAAAUAUUUUGUUUUAAAUUUUCUUUCGUUAGUUUAGACUUAUAUAUAUCAAAACAAUAACAUUUUACAUGUGAUAAUGUCAUUGCACAAUAAAAAUUUAUUUAUUAUAUGCGUAAUUAUAAUAUUAAUGAUUAAUCAUAUUAAAUCACAAUGUCUUGAAACGACAGCGUGUACUUGUUUGCGUUACGACAAAAGAGGUUAUGAUUUGAGACCAUUAGCGCAUCAAGGGCCAUUUCAUAAUAAAAAUAAUAACAUCACUUUCCAACCAUGCAAUGACGUUGAUUUGACUUUUAAAGUCUCCAAUGAUAGUGACUGUCAUCUAUCAUCGGUUUGUUUGCUAGAUGGAUUAAACAAAUCAGUAAACUUGGGUAAAGUUGAAGAAUCAGCGUGGAAAUAUUCUUUGAUAAAUACAAAUGAUGUGCGAUUGAUAUUUCAUCAUUCUAAUUAUGUGACAAAUAUUAAAUUAGAGUGCUGUCAUAAUUGUCCAACAGAAUUAGUCUACCACAAUUCUACUAACUCAGAAUAUAAUUUGAUAUUCAUAUCAGAGAGUAAUUGUUUGGUAUACAUGAGACGAGGACUAUCAACUGGAUCUGUUUUAGUUAUUUUAUUACUUGUUUUUUCUGGAAUCUAUUUUGCUAGUGGAGCUCUUGCGUUAAAAUAUUUCCGAGGGGCUGUUGGCUUGGAAUUGAUUCCUAAUUAUGAGUUUUGGUCUGAUCUUCCUGGAUUAGUUAGAGAUGGAGUGACAUUUACACUUAGUGGCUGUUCAGCAGUAAGUUACGAAAGAAUAUAAAUUUUAUGAUGGAUAUAAUUUUUGUUUACGCAGUGACACUUUAAAAAAUUGAAUUAUAAGUUAAAAAUUGAGAAGAACUAUUCAAAAACUUUAGGCAUUUAUUAUUUUUUUUUUUUUUUCAUCAUUGUUUUCCUUUUUCCAAGUUCUUGAAAAAUAUUUUUACAAAAAAAGUCAGUCUAGUUUCAUGUGUUUUGUAAAUAACUUAUUCAGAGUGACAAUAACUUUUUAAAAUCUACAGUACCCAUUAUACUUCAUAUUGUCGUGAAUUCAUUGAUUUAUUCUGCGUGUUACAAAUGUGUAAGAAGCUAACAAAAAAAAUUUUUUUGUUCUUACCGAUGAUGGAUUCUAUUCAUUAGAAAGAUGUAUUUGAUUUACGAGCGAUAUAGUAUUUUUUUGGUCAGUUAUAUGUAGCGUCGUCUUAAAAGGAUUAAUCACACCACGUCGUGUUUAUUUUUUGAUCGUUAUACAGAGUGUAGUAAAUUGUUACAAAUAAUUAUUAAUCUCGAAACAAAAUAAUAGAUACUAAUUUGGCAAUAUUUUGAUAUAAAAUUAAUUAAAAUUAAAAUGUAAUUUUAUAAAUUUAAAUUUUAUCAAAUGUUGGAAUUAUUGAGAAUCAUAUAAUUUAUUAAAAGUAUUAAAAAUAUAUUUUUUAAACUAUCCAUUACUCUACGCUAUAUAAUAUACAGUAAACUCUAUA